GCCUGUUGUCUUCACCUGCGUCCCAAUACUCCAAUUUCCCCUUCGUUCAAGUUUUUAGCGACCCCACCACCUCCGCGGGACUCCGGCAGGAAGUUCGUAGCAAUGGCCAGCUUAGUCCGAGUUGCCGCCGCUCAAAUGACAUCUGUUAAUGACCUCGCCUCUAACUUCGCUACUUGCUCGCGUCUAGUAAAGGAAGCUGCUUCAGCUGGUGCAAAAUUGCUUUGUCUUCCUGAAAAUUUCUCUUAUGUGGGUGUCGAACAAGGGGACAGUCUUAAAAUUGUUGAGCCACUGGAUGGACCCAUUGUGACAGGAUACUGUUCUCUUGCAAGAGAGUCGAGCAUUUGGCUGUCACUUGGAGGAUUCCAAGAAAAAGGGAGUGAGGAUGCACACUUGCGUAAUACUCACAUACUAAUUGAUGAUGCUGGAAAUAUUAGAAGUACAUACAGCAAGAUGCAUUUGUUUGAUGUGGAUGUUCCUGGAGGUGCGGUUUACAAGGAAAGUAGCUUCACAGAACCAGGAAAGGACAUUGCUGUGGUCGACAGCCCCUUUGGGCGAAUAGGACUGACAGUAUGCUAUGAUUUGAGAUUUCCUCAGCUCUAUCAGCAUCUACGAUUUCUCCAUGAUGCACAGGUUUUACUUGUGCCUGCUGCUUUCACAACUGCAACUGGUCAGGCACACUGGGAAAUUCUUCUCCGUGCUCGGGCGAUCGAGACACAAUGCUAUGUCAUAGCUGCUGCUCAAGCAGGAAAUCAUAAUGAAAAAAGAGAGAGUUAUGGUGACUCUUUAAUAAUAGAUCCAUGGGGAACAAUAAUUGGGAGAUUGCCAGAUCGUUCUUCAACAGGAAUCUGUGUUGCAGAUAUUGACUUAUCAAUGAUUGGUGCGGUUCGCACAAGGAUGCCUUUAUCUCUGCACCGCAAGCCUGAUGAUUUCUGGAAAUAGGCUUCUUCUUUUUUACUAAGGCCCUCUUUGUUUUUUCAAUGUGUCUGCCUCUAAGUCAUAUUUUGUGUUAAAUUUGGUGUAUUAUUAAUCAUUGCUAUAUGAUUUUUUCCUCAAGCUUUUCCACUCAUUUGUAUUUGUAAUAAUAGUAAUAAGUAAUACUCCGUACUAGUAAUAAUAACCUCAUCACCUGCUGUCUAAAGAGUUCUCAUUUCUGUAUUUGAUAUUUCACUUUUCAUAGAUUGGAAAUUAGAGGCCGUUUGGCACGUCCAAAUGGGCUGAAAAGCGUAAAAUGAGGCAAAUUUAAUUUGUG
This is a messenger RNA of Cuscuta epithymum, 1249 nucleotides long. NCBI's taxonomy places the organism in Eukaryota, Viridiplantae, Streptophyta, Magnoliopsida, Solanales, Convolvulaceae. The record is from the annotation of a GenBank genome assembly.